This is a messenger RNA of Hordeum vulgare subsp. vulgare (domesticated barley), 762 nucleotides long. RefSeq names its product thioredoxin O, mitochondrial-like. NCBI's taxonomy places the organism in Eukaryota, Viridiplantae, Streptophyta, Magnoliopsida, Poales, Poaceae. The record is from RefSeq and is a predicted model, not a curated record. The transcript is spliced from 7 exons. The coding region runs from base 35 to 565 and encodes 176 amino acids.
ACAAUCGUCUUUUACCCGGCGAUCGAUCCGUGGCAUGGCUCGCCGACUCUGCCGUCUCCCUCGCCUCCUCCUCCCCCUCGCCGCCGCCCCCAAGCCCCAGCCCCGCCUCCCCGCCCUAAACCCAAGCCCCGCCGCGCGCCUCCGCCCCUCCUCCUCCUCCUCCCCGACGCCGACGCUCCCCACCUUCCCUCGCCUCUUCUCCUCGUCGUCCGCAGGCGAUUCCAGCAGCAUGGUGGUCGUCGACUCGGCGGACUCGUUCGAGGACAUCCACUCCAAGGUGCAAGUGGAGAAGCUCCCCGCCGUCUUCUACUACACGGCGGUCUGGUGCGGCCCGUGUCGGGCGAUGGCACCUGUGAUCGAGAAGAUGAGCAGGCAGUACCCCAAGAUACCUGUCUACAAGGUCGACAUCGACAUUGAGGGGCUUGGGAACAGACUUAGUAAUCUGAAAAUAUGCUCUAUUCCAACUUUCCACUUCUAUCACAAAGGCGAGAAGAGCAGCGAAGUGGUUGGUGCUGACGUGAAGAAGCUUGAAGCUGCCAUGGAAAGUCUUCACAAGCAACAGUGACUGACUUGGACGGGGGGACAGUUCUUUUGCAUGAAGAGUUGAAUACGCUGUAAUGUUGUGAUUUGAAUCGGCGUUUUUGAUGCCUUUCGACCUUGUUUAGAUAUCUCGAUACAUCUUAUCUGAAAAACAUCGAAAUCUGAAUUAAUGCCCUUGUGAGCACAGCUUUUGUCCAAUUUAUGCACGUGUAUUUAGGAGCA